AACAUGACAAGUACAUUUUAUGAAAGAUUAUCCGGCGAUUUCGAAAAAAUUUUUAAAGAUAGUGAAAAAUAUGAUGCCGUUAUUGAAGUUGGUGAAUUUCCCAUGAACCAAUCCUAUGCGGCUCAUUCAAUAAUUCUGCGUCAUC
Molecule: messenger RNA, 145 nt
Organism: Acaulospora morrowiae
Lineage: Eukaryota; Fungi; Glomeromycota; Glomeromycetes; Diversisporales; Acaulosporaceae
Source: the annotation of a GenBank genome assembly